GAAAUAUUUCGACCUUCAUUCGUACUUCUCUAGGUUUUUCCCAAAAGAGAAGUAAGUCAUGCAAUCAUGGCUGAAACAGUAGCAAAGACAAGCAAGAGCAACUCAAAUUCUGUUAAAGAAAUAUUCAAAACGAUGAGCUAUGGGCCGGCUCCAGAGGCAGACAAUGUUGCAAAGGCAUGGCUAGAUGAUCAUGGUAAAGACUUUGGAGUUUUCAUUGAUGGCAAAUGGGUAAAACCAGAGGGCAGGAAGAAGUAUUUGACAAAGAACCCAGCCACAGGUGAGGAUUUAGCAUGGACCACUCAAGCAGAGAAGGCAGAUGUAGAUUUAGCUGUGAAAGCAGCAGAGAAAGCCUAUCAGAGUUGGAGCAAGACCUCUCCCCAUGUCAGGGCAAGACAUUUGUAUAGCAUUGCAAGACAUAUUCAAAAACACAUGCGUCUUUUUAACGUUGUGGAAUCCCUUGAUAACGGUAAAACAAUCCGAGAGACGAGGGAUGCAGACAUUCCUACUGUGGUCCGACAUUUCUAUCACCACGCAGGCUGGGCCCAGCUGAUGGAAACAGAGAUGAGGGGAUGGAAAUCUGUCGGUGUCAUUGGAGCGAUAGUGCCUUGGAAUUUCCCUCUGAUGUUGUUGACCUGGAAAAUAGCUCCAGCAUUGGCUAUGGGAAACACUAUAGUCCUGAAACCGGCCACAUACACUCGACUAUCAGCCCUCCUAUUGGCCGAGGUGUGUGCGGAGGCAGGGUUGCCACCCGGAGUUUUCAAUGUGGUGACUGGUAGCGGUGCCAUGGGGAGUAUGUUGGCUGAACACCCCUCAGUGGACAAAGUGGCUUUUACAGGGUCAACAGGGGUUGGACAGACGCUCCGACGUCUGACGGCAGGAAGUGGUAAGAAGCUGUCCCUGGAGCUAGGAGGGAAAUCCCCUGUGGUGGUGUUUGAGUCGGCAGACUUGGACAGUGCUGUAGAGGGGGUGGUGGAUGCCAUUUGGUUCAAUCAGGGACAGGUUUGCAGUGCUGGCUCCAAGCUCCUGGUCCAAGAACCAAUUUACGAAAAGAUGGUGAAUAAACUGAAAGAGAGGCUGACUCAUUUCCGUGUCGGGAACAGUUUGGACAAGACAAUGGAUAUGGGGGCCAUUGUGGAUGAGAGUCAGAGAAAGUCUAUUGAGGAAUAUGUAGAGGAGGCCAGAAAAGAGGGAGCUGAGGUGUUCCAAAUCAAGGACAGUGUUCCCAGUGGCUGUUACUACCCUCCAACUAUCAUCACUAAUGUUCAGACGGUGUCCAGAGUUGUAGCUGAGGAGAUAUUUGGACCAGUCCUAGUUGUGCUUCCCUUCAGGACUGCCAAGGAAGCCCUCGCUAUUUCCAACAACACAAUUUAUGGCCUCGGGGGCAGUGUAUGGACAGAGAAUGUGCCCUUGGCCCUGGAAGUAGCCCUGGGCAUCAAGGCGGGCACUGUGUGGAUUAACUGCCACAAUCUGUUUGACGCUGCCGCAGGGUUCGGUGGAUACAAGCAGAGUGGAUAUGGACGGGAUGGUGGAAAAGAGGGUUUGUUUGAGUAUGUCCGCCCAGCUUGGGAGGAGAGGCCCAGACCCGGUAAAGUGCAGAUGGAUCUGAAGACGUUUGGGGCAACACUUCCACAAAGGCCGACAUUUGAGAAUGUGGACAACAAGCAGAUUACUAUAAAUGGAGUAACCAUGCCCAGUAUUGACAGAACGUUUAAGAUGUACUACGGUGGAGGACAGAAGAGACCCGAUGCUCCAUAUGUAAGGCCGGUCAUCAACCCCGACGGAAAGGUCAUAGGUCACGUAGGGGAGGGGAAUCGUAAGGACGUCAGGAAUGCUGUGGAGACAGCCCAUGCUGCCGCUCCUGGAUGGGGUAAGAGGGCCGCCCACAACAGAGCCCAGAUUGUGUACUAUAUGGCAGAGAACCUGGAGAUUAGGCGGGAUGAAUUAGCGGGGCGGAUCCAGCUGAUGACGGGGCGUAAGCUGGAGGAGUGUGUGACAGAGGUGGAUCUGUCCAUCCAGCGACUGUUCCACUGGGGCGCUUAUUGUGACAAGUACGGUGGAGGUGUGCAGGAGACCACACUGUACGGAGCCACUGUGAAGAUCCAUGAACCGGUGGGGGUGAUUGGAAUGGCCUGUCCUGAUUCAUACCCUCUCCUCGGAUUCGUCUCCCUGUUUGCUCCAGCUGUAGUCAGGGGCAACACAAUGAUCAUCAUACCUAGUCAAAAUUACCCACUCUCAGCAUUAGAUUUGUACCAGGUGUUUGAUACUUCGGAUUUACCUGGAGGCGUGGUCAACAUUCUGACAGGUGACAGAGAUCACUUGACCAAAUACCUGACUGAGCAUCAAGAUGUCCAAUCAAUGUGGUACUUUGGGUCAGCCGAGGGGUCAAAGUUUGUGGAGUUCACUUCCGCAGAAAAUGUCAAGAGGACCUGGGUCAAUUAUGGGUUGGAGAGAGACUGGACCGACCCAGAGCAGGGUCAGGGGGAGGAGUUUCUGUACCAGUCCGUGCAGGUCAAAAAUAUCUGGAUCCCAAUGGGGGAUAUCUUUGCUAAUUAAGGCAUGACCAGAAGUUUUUUAAGUCAUACAUUGUCAAAAUAGACGUUCAAGUAGUUAACUUGUGCCUUUUAUAGAAAGUUCAAACUGUAAUCUUUCCUAUUUUUAUCCCAGUGUACAUGUACGUUGUGAUUAAUGGCAGUAUUAAUAUUAUAAAAUGUUACGCUUGUUUUGUAAUUUUCAUGAAGCAUUAUUGAUUUGAGAUAUGAUUUGAUUUUUACGUCAGUGACUGUAGCAGUUAGAAUGCAUGAAAUACUGAUACUAAAAGGUGUUUCAAAUUGAUAAUUAAGAAUAAGGGAGGAUUUUGAAAUGAAACCAUGCACAAAAGAAGCUUUUUCAACUUUUAUUUGACUUAUUGGUAAACGUUAAUUAUUCCCAGACUGAUAUCCUUUGGAGUUCCCACAUGUUUGUUGUUCACUGCACCAUAAUGGACAAUCAGUUUUACAUCCAAAUACCCAAACUUUUAGGAUGUUUAGCAUACAACAAGUCAACUUAGCACUUGAUUAACUUGGAGCUUGGAGAAUCAAUAACUUGUACUCUUUAUAAACAUUGUAUUUAACAGUUUUACUUGUUGAACUCUGUACAUGUAAAUUAUGAGGUACUUAAACCUGCACUGGUAUAUAUUUAUAACCCUAUACGACAAAUCUUUGUGUUUUUAGCUAUAAGUUUUACAAAAUAGAUAAAAUGUAGAUGUUUAUUAGGUACCACCUGGCAGCUAGCAGUACAGAUCAUUAUGAUACAUGUAGUUUGACUUUGCCAAUAUGUAUUUGUUAGAGUUUAAAAAUCUAUCACCAGCAUCCCAGAAUAUUUGAACAUCAUAUUUGUGAUAUCUCUUUUCAAUUACAUGUUAAAGCUGUUUUGAAAUAUGAGGUUUUUAACUCGUAUUUUUUCUCUCUUGAGACAUUGUGUUCUAGCUGUCAAGUGGAAUUUUGUGAGCUUUGAAAUACUGGUACAUGUUCAUGCAAGUUAUGUACAGUUUAUGAAACUUUUCUAUCCUAUUUGAGAAAUUCUGUUUAUUGGUAAACAUAAUUUUAAAACAUACAUGUAUGAGCACUGAUGAAUAUCACAUCUCAUGAUAGUCAAAUGAAAACAAUUUAUAUAAGGUAAAUUUGUUACAUGUACCGUACAUGUUAUUGAAUGAUCAUGCAAGUAAGUGCUUUUAUUUACUUGGUAAUGUGUUGCAUAAUCAUUAGAGUAGAAGAUCUGUAUAACUUCUGUGGUCAUCGGAGAUGUUGCUGAAAGUUUUUGUACACUAUACAUGUACCACAUGUAUAUAUAUUUACCAGUAUCUGAAUUCAUCAUUCAUGUAAUAUGUAUCAUGAAAUACCAGUAUUGUUCUAUGUAUCUCAUAUAUAUACCAGUAGUAUAUUCUUUUUUAUAUUAAUCAUGUAUAAUCUUCUCUUGAUUUUUCUGGGAAAGUGUUUUAUAUUCAUCCAUUGAUUGUUUAUUGUGAUUUUGUUAAUCUGUUCACUUUCUCAAAAUCCUCAGGGGGCUUUUUGUUAAGUUUUUGCACUGUUAGUUAUUACAUUUCUAGUCCUAACUGUUCUAUUAAAAUAAAAAAACGUACUGGAACAUGUAAUUCAGAAAUAUGUACCGCCAGUGGUAUAUUCAUGAAUGCCAAUAUCAGCAUUAUGCACCGAAUUUAUGCAGUAUUCACUGAAAAAUAAUUUUACCAAUGUAAACAGAAAAUCCAUUUUUUCAAUAGAUUAUUCACCAAAUAGCUAGGCUAAACACAUUUAAAUUAGGAUGUUGCAUAUUUAAUUACAAAAUGCUAGUUCUCUAAUGUAUGAUGAAUAAAUAAAGUUGGUAAUUAAUAGAAAUUCUAA
Molecule: messenger RNA, 4376 nt
Organism: Magallana angulata
Lineage: Eukaryota; Metazoa; Mollusca; Bivalvia; Ostreida; Ostreidae
Product: aldehyde dehydrogenase family 16 member A1-like
Exons: 14
Coding region: 67-2553 (828 amino acids)
Molecular function (GO): oxidoreductase activity, acting on the aldehyde or oxo group of donors, NAD or NADP as acceptor
Source: RefSeq, a predicted model, not a curated record